Molecule: messenger RNA, 1449 nt
Organism: Kogia breviceps (pygmy sperm whale)
Lineage: Eukaryota; Metazoa; Chordata; Mammalia; Artiodactyla; Physeteridae
Source: RefSeq, a predicted model, not a curated record
AUCUUCCUCUGGAGCCCAGCCUUGGGGUGGCCCAGCAUGGAGGCAGCCACAGCUCUGGAGGUGGCCUCGGGAUCCGCACCGAAGGUGAAAGAAGCCAGCCUACCACGCUGACCUGACGGAGCCCAGGCUUCGCCUCGGCAGGGGGCCAUCAGCCCCAUUUCCCAGCUCCUGCCCCCCACAGAAGAGCACCCCAAGAUCUGGCUACCUCAGGCCCUGAGGCAGACCUGCGUCCGGAAGUUUGGAGACACUCUGAAUAUACUAAUCCCGUUCCAGGGCAAACCCCAACCUCAAGCCAUCUGCACGCGUGACGGCUGCGCCUUGGACGCCAGUCAUGUGAGCAUGUGGAAUGGGGAGCGGGACUCCAUCCUCUUCAUCUGAGAGGCCCAGCGUGCUGACUCGGGUCACUGCCAGCUCCGUGUGCAGCUGGGCGGGCUGGAGGCCACCGCCACCAUUGACACCCUGGUGAUUGGUACAAGGCCAGGCUCCCUUCAGAGUAUCAAGUUGGUGGAUGUCUGGGGCUCCAGCACUACCCUGGAGUGGACUCCGCCCCAAGACACAGACGCACUCCUGGGAUGCGCGGUGCAGAAGGCUGACACCAAAUCUGGGCUGUGGCUCAUGGUGCUGGAGCGCUAUCACCGCGCCAGCUGCACAGUCUCCUACCUCAUCGUCGGCAACUCCUAUGCAUUUUGAGUCUUUGCUGAGAAAGACUCAGCAAGACAGCCUUGUGGGCUCAGCCAGACAGCCUCUGUCACUGCCAACCUGGCCCACAUCCAGAAAGCAGCUACUGUUUACAAGACCGAGGGGUUUGUCCAGCGAGAUUUCUCAGAAGCCCCAAAGUUGACCCAUCCUCUGGCAGACUGCACUACAGUCAUUGGCUCUGACACCCAGCUCUUCUGCUGCAUCCAUGCCUCCCUCAGGCCAAAGAUCAUCUGGCUAAAGAAGAUGGAUAUCCAAGGCAACCCCAAGUACAGAGCCCUCACUCACCUGGGAAUCUUCUCCCUAGAAAUCCACAAGCCUGGCCCCUUUGACAGGGGCAUCUAUGCCUGCAAGGCUGUGAACCCCCUGGGGGAGGCGUCAGUGGACUGUUGGGUGGAUGUGAAAGCACCAUGGACUCCCCCCAGACCUGGAAGUAUAUCCCUUCUCGAUGCUCUGAAAGGUUUCCCAGAGAUUUCUGAGAUGUUAAAAUGGAGAGAUGUUGGAGAGAUGUCUGAAUUUUGCAGCUCCUAAGUGAGGCACCCUAAGUGGACACGGGCAACUCUGAGGAAGUGCCAGCAACGGAGCAGGGUAAAUACAGAAUUCAGAGCACAGGACCGAGGGACCAUGAAAGGAGGUCACCUCAGCAGCCUGGAUGAGCUCUCGCUGUUUGCCGUUAUGGCCACAACAUAUCCUCUCUUUUCUGUGCCUCCAGGAAGCCUGUGGCGAGACUGUUCUUAAGGAGAUCCAGCAUAG